UGGACCAGCUGGUACGCCGUGACUUCGAAUCGCUUGACAAUAAUAGGAUUGUUAAAACAUUUAAAGGGGGAGUGAGCGUCUGGGUGCAUAACCGCACAUUACUGGAAAUUUUGUACAAACAAGCAUAAUUUAUAUUUCAAUACUUUUUUGGAGGUCUUUGAGUUAUAGAAAGAGAACCGGCCGUGCAUGGGUCAACGUCGGCAGGUAACCCCAUCUCCUGACCAUCCCACUGAGGCAGAAUGAGUUCUAAGGGGGGAGGAAGCACAGCUCUGACCCGACGAAACUACAGACUGGCCUCCGACACAGACAAGCCCAAAGUCACAGGUAUUGUGAAUGAGAAAUUACUGAGUGACUACCUACACCAUGUAUUUCCUGCCUCUCACCUUCCACGCCCCCCACUGGCUUCCCUCAGGAAACCUCUGGGCUUCCAGGACCUGGGGGCUCAUCUGGAGAGGCUGUUAACUGAGGGAGAGCCUACUGAGGACACCAGAGAUCAGCCAGUGGAUGGUUGUCUAGGUCCUCUGACCGUGGUCCUGGAUCACACCAGUGGCUUCGAGGGCCUCCUGUUUGUGGAUGAUGAUCUGCUGGGGGUCAUAGGUCAUAGCAAUUUCAGUUCCAUUAGAGCUACUACGUGUGUAUACAGAGGGAAAUGGGCGUACGAGGUGCUGAUCUCGUCACAGGGCCUGAUGCAGAUAGGAUGGUGCACUCUGAACUGCAGGUUCAACCAGGAGGAAGGUGUGGGUGACACUCCAGACUCGUACGCUUACGAUGGAAACCGAGUCAGGAAGUGGAACGUAACGACCACUAACUAUGGCAAGUCAUGGGCAGCUGGAGACAUAGUGAGCUGUUUGAUAGACCUUGACGAGGGAACCAUCACAUUCUGUCUGAAUGGCCAGUCCCUAGGCACAGCGUUCAGUAACAUUAAGAUGGGUCCAGGUGUAGCCUAUUUCCCUGCUAUCAGCCUGUCCUUUAAAGAGUCCGUGGCGUUCAACUUCGGCAGUCGCCCCCUCAGAUACCCUGUAGAGGGCUACCUGCCCCUCCAGAACCCUCCAACUGCAGACCUGCUCAGGGCUCACAAACUACUAGGUUAUAUCAAGACAGUCCUGUCUACCACCUUAGACACACAGGAGGAGAAGGUGCUGGUGAAAGACAGUGCUUGCUGGAGCCUACAUGGAGAACCCACCACCCUAGUGACUCUGGCGCACAUCUUUAACUACUUUGCCCCACUUAUGUGUAAGGUGUAUCUAGUAGAAGGUGUGCUGAUGAACUUCCUACUGGGUAUACUGGAGGGGGGCGGCUCAGUGGACGAACACCCUCUCAUCCAGCAGCUUCUGGACCUCUUCUGGCUUCUCAUGGAGGACUACGAGGUGAACGAGUGUCUGAAGCAGCUGAUGAUGUCACUGCUGAGAGCCUAUAGAUUCUCCCCCAUCAUCCCAGACUUGGGCUUCCAGAUUCACUACCUUCGUUUGACGACAGCUAUUCUGCGCCAUGAGAAGUCCAGGAAGUAUCUCCUCAGCAACGUUCUGUUUGAUGUUUUGCGCUCAGUGGUGUUCUUCUACAUUAAGACUCCUCUGAGGGUGAAGGAGGCGGGACUAGAGGAACUCAUCCCCACCACCUGGUGGCCCACACGCUUCGACAAAGAGGGAAAGGAGUCUAAAGAUGAGAGUGCAGAGGAGAGGCUGAGGCGCCGGGCCUACGAGAGAGGCUGUCAGAGGCUUAAGAAGAGGAUCGAGGUGGUGGAGGAGUUGCAGGUUCAGAUCCUGAAGUUGAUGCUUAACAACAAGGACAAAGGAACGGGGGAAGCAUCGCGGUACAUAUUCCUGAAUAAGUUCAGGAAGUUUCUACAGGAGAACGCCAGCAACAGAGGGCACCCCACAGCUCUGUGUCCUCCAGAAUACAUGGUUUGUUUCCUGCAUCGUCUCAUCACGGCCGUAAGGAGCUACUGGGACGAAGGGAAGAUGAAGAACCCUGGCUGCGUCAGCAGCGACGAGGCCUAUGUUCCGCCUCAGCUCUUCUACAAUGGGAAGGUGGACUACUUUGACCUGCAGCGACUUGGAGGUCUUCUCUCUCAUCUGAAGAAAACCCUCAAAGAUGACCUGGCCUCCAAAGCCAACAUCCUCAUGGACCCAGCGGAGAUCCAGGCUACCUCCAUGGAUGAUUUGGAUGAGGAGGAGGAGAGUGGCUCAGCUCAGAGGCCUUUUGGAGCAGUGGCUAUGGGCGGUGCCCUGGCCAGACCCAGCUGGCUCAGUUCUCCCACGCUGGGCCGAGCCAAUCGUUUUCUGAGUACUGCUGCGGUCAGCCUCAUGACUCCCAGGCGACCCCUGGCACCCCCGGAGAAAGUUAAAGUUCGCACCCUGGCCGUGGAGCAGAGGACGGAGGAGGACAUCGAGGGAAGCCAUGGUAACGAUGGCCUGUUGCUGGGGCGACCGUUGGAAGAGCCCGACCAUCCAAUCACAGAGAAGUCUCUGCUGGAGAUUUUGGAUGGGAUUGUGAUGAUGUACAACCUGAGUGUUCAUCAACAGCUGGGCAAGAUGGUGGUGGUGUCAGAUGACGUCCAUGAAUACGCUGUGGCUCUGAAGGACACAGAGGAGAAGAUAGCACGCUGUCCAGCAAGAAGACCAGACAUCUUGGAGGAGCUGCAGAAGAGUCAGAAGGUAUUUGCUGAGAAGCUGAAUCACCUGAGUAGGAGACUGGCCUGGAUCAACGCUACCAUCUACUGUAAGGAUAAGAUGCUGGAUGUGUACUGGCUACUGAGGGUGUGUAUACUCACCAUCCAGCACGCUGACAACACAGGAACGUUGUUCGCCUUCGCCCCAGAGUUUUACCUCAACGUAGCCAUGAACAGCUACAGCUCUCUCAAGAACUACUUCAGCCCCUCCAACUGCAUGGACCAACUGCCAGGCUACGAGGACACCCUCACUCAACUCGCUGCUAUCCUCGCUAAGCACUUUGCUGACCCGCGCAUCGUUGGAACAGACAUCAAAGACUCCCUCAUGCAGGCUCUGGCCAGUUACGUGUGUUACCCACAAUCCCUCAGAGCCGUGGAGAGGAUCCCAGAGGAACAACGUGUGUCCAUGAUGAGAAACCUGCUGGCCCCGUAUGAACAGAGGCCCUGGGCUCAAACUAACUGGAUCCUGGUGCGCCUGUGGAGGGGUUGUGGGUUUGGGUACAGGUACACACGGCUGCCUCAUUUGCUCAAAACCAAACCAGAGGAUACCAACCUUCCCAGUCUGCAGAAGCCGUGCCCGUCCCUCCUGCUGCAGAGACACAUGGCGGAGCUGCUCUCUCUGGAUAAAGACAUGGCCGCCUCCUUCCUCAAUUCUGUUCUCAACCAGCUCAACUGGGCCUUUUCAGAGUUUAUAGGCAUGAUCCAGGAGAUUCAGCAGGCAGCUGAACGUCCUGAGCGUAACUUUGUGGACACAAGGCAGCUCAAGGUGUGCGCUACGUGUUUCGACCUUUCGGUCAGCCUGCUGCGGGUCCUAGAGAUGACAGUCACCCUGGUCCCACAGAUCUUCCUCGACUGGACACGCCCCUCCGCUGAACUGCUGCUCAGACGAUUGGCUCAGCUUCUGAACCAGGUGUUAAACAGAGUGACCGCAGAGAGGAACCUCUUCGACCGUGUGGUCAACCUCCGUCUCCCAGGCCUAGAGAGCGUCGACCACUAUCCCAUCCUAGUGGCUGUAACAGGGAUUCUGGUGAGAAUCCUGGUGGACUGUGAGAGACAAGGGGUGUCGCGUGCGGCUUCAGUGCUGUUGUCGGAUCCGUGCUUUCAGCUGCACUCCAUCCAGCACCUCCUGGGGGAAGGAGAGACCUCUCCGGCUGCUGCAGUGCUCCCCCAAACCCCCACAGUACACCCAGGAGACCCUGCUGCAGCCCCCGCAGAACGUAAACACUUCUCCCUGCACGCCUACACAGACUACAUCCACGAGGAGGAAGAGCAGAAGGUGGAACAGAUGUUAGCCUUCCUGACUAUAGAGUCCAAGCAGGCGGCAGCCAGUACAGCACCCACCAGUGAGGAAGACCUGUGUCCUAUCUGCUAUGCACACUCCAUCUCUGCUGUCUUCAAACCCUGCUCUCACAAGUCCUGCAAAGCGUGUAUAAAUCAGCACCUGAUGAACAACAAGGACUGUUUCUUCUGCAAGGCCACCAUCACUGGAGUGGAGGACUACAGCAAGCCAUCUUAACACCUCAUACACACGCACACACACACUAGGCUCGGACAACAGCAACCACGUUGAACACACACCUGAGAGACCCUAGAUGCACUCUCUCACACAGAGCAUACAGGUACACACACACAGACACACACACGCGCGCUACCACUCACCUCAUCAAGCACAAUGUUCCCUCACUUUGCCCCCUGACAUGUUGGAAACUCUCCAUAUUGAUCACCAGACCAGAAGGUCUAGCCAGAAAACAGACAGGAACAGACACUUCUACUCCACCAGCGUUGUUACUCCGACAGCUCCCCAGAUAACUCCCCUCUCUCCUCCCUUCACCUGUUAAAUGUCUCCCCCCUCUCCUCCCUUCACCUGUUAAAUGACUCCCCUCUCUCCUCCCUCUCUCCUCCCUUCACCUGUUAAAUGACUCCCCUCUCUCCUCCCUUCACCUGUUAAAUGUCUCCCCCCUCUCCUCCCUUCACCUGUUAAAUGACUCCCCUCUCUCCUCCCUUCACCUGUUAAAUGACUCCCCUCUCUCCUCCCUCUCUCCUCCCUUCACCUGUUAAAUGACUCCCCUCUCUCCUCCCUUCACCUGUUAAAUGACUCCCAUGUCUCCCCCUCUCUCCUCCCUUCACCUGUUAAAUGACUCCCAUGUCUCUCCCCCUCUCUCCUCCCUUCACCUGAUAAAUGACUCCCAUGUCUCCCCCUCUCUCCUCCCUUCACCUGUUAAAUGACUCCCAUGUCUCUCCCCCUCUCUCCUCCCUUCACCUGAUAAAUGACUCCCAUGUCUCCCCCCUCUCUCCUCCCUUCACCUGUUAAAUGACUCCCAUGUCUCCCCCCUCUCUCCUCCCUUCAUCUGUUAAAGGACUCCCCUCUCUCCUCCCUUCACCUGUUAAAUGACUCCUAUGUCUCCCCCCUCUCUCCUCCCUUCACCUGUUAAAGGACUCCCCUCUCUCCUCCCUUCACCUGUUAAAUGACUCCCAUGUCUCCCCCCUCUCUCCUCCCUUCACCUGUUAAAUGACUCCCAUGUCUCCCCCCUCUCUCCUCCCUCUCUCCUCCUUUCACCUGUUAAAUUACUCCCAUGUCUCUCCCCCCUCUCUCCUCCCUUCACCUGUUAAAUGACUCCCAUGUCUCCCCCCUCUCUCCUCCCUCUCUCCUCUCUUCACCUGUUAAAUGACUCCCAUGUCUCUCUCCUCCCUUCACCUGUUAAAUGACUCCCAUGUCUCCUCCCUCUCUCCUCCCCCUCUCCUCCCUUCACCUGUUAAAUGUCUCCCCCUCUCUCCUCCCUUCACCUGUUAAAUGUCUCCCAUGUCUCUCCCCUCUCGCCUCCCUUCACCUGAUAAAUGACUCCCAUGUCUCUCCCCCCUCUCCUCCCUUCACCUGUUAAAUGUCUCCCAUGUCUCUCCCCUCUCGCCUCCCUUCACCUGUUAAAUGUCUCCCAUGUCUCUCCCCUCUCGCCUCCCUUCACCUGUUAAAUGUCUCCCAUGUCUCUCCCCUCUCGCCUCCCUUCACCUGUUAAAUGUCUCCCAUGUCUCUCUCCUCCCUUCACCUGAUAAAUGACUCCCAUGUCUCUCCCCCCUCUCCUCCCUUCACCUGUUAAAUGACUCCCAUGUCUCUCUCCUCCCUUCACCUGUUAAAUGACUCCCUUGUCUCUCCCCCCUCUCCUCCCUUCACCUGUUAAAUGACUCCCUUGGGCUCCCCUCUCGCCUCCCUUCACCUGUUAAAUGACUCCCAUGUCCCCCCCCCUCUCCUCCCUUCACCUGUUAAAUGACUCCCAUGUCUCCCCCCCCUCUCCUCCCUUCACCUGUUAAAUGACUCCCAUGUCUCUCCCCCCUCUCCUCCCUUCACCUGUUAAAUGACUCCCUUGUCUCUCCCCCCUCUCCUCCCUUCACCUGAUAAAUGACUCCCAUGUCUCUCUCCUCCCUUCACCUGUUAAAUGACUCCCUUGUCUCUCCCCUCUCGCCUCCCUUCACCUGUUAAAUGACUCCCAUGUCUCUCUCCUCCCUUCACCUGUUAAAUGACUCCCUUGUCUCUCCCCCCUCUCCUCCCUUCACCUGUUAAAUGACUCCCUUGUCUCUCCCCCCUCUCCUCCCUUCACCUGUUAAAUGACUCCCAUGUCCCCCCCCCUCUCCUCCCUUCACCUGUUAAAUGACUCCCAUGUCUCCCCCCCCUCUCCUCCCUUCACCUGUUAAAUGACUCCCAUGUCUCUCUCCUCCCUUCACCUGUUAAAUGACUCCCUUGUCUCUCCCCCCUCUCCUCCCUUCACCUGUUAAAUGACUCCCAUGUCUCCCCCUCUCUCCUCCCUUCACCUGUUAGAUGACUCCCAUGUCUCCCCCCUCUCUCCUCCCUUCACCUGUUAAAUGACUCCCAUGUCUCCCCCCUCUCUCCUUCCUUCACCUGAUAAAUGACUCCCCUCUCUCCUCCCUCUCUCCUCCCUUCACCUGUUAAAGAACUCCCUUCUCUCCUCCCUUCACAUGUUAAAUGACUCCCAUGUCUCUCCCCUCUCUCCUCCCUUCGCCUGUUAAAUGACUCCCAUGUCUCUCUCCUCCCUUCACCUGUUAAAUGACUCCCAUGUCUCUCUCCUCCCUUCACCUGUUAAAUGACUCCCUUGUCUCUCCCCCCUCUCCUCCCUUCACCUGUUAAAUGACUCCCCUCUCUCCUCCCUUCACCUGUUAAAUGACUCCCAUGUCUCCCCCUCUCUCCUUCCUUCACCUGAUAAAUGACUACCCUCUCUCCUCCCUUCACCUGUUAAAGGACUCCCCUCUCUCCUCCCUUCACCUGUUAAAGGACUCUCCUCUCUCCUUCCUUCACCUGAUAAAUGACUACCCUCUCUCCUCCCUUCACCUGUUAAAGGACUCCCCUCUCUCCUCCCUUCACCUGUUAAAGGACUCCCCUCUCUCCUCCCUCUCUCCUCCCUUCACCUGUUAAAGGACUCCCCUCUCUCCUCCCUUCACCUGUUAAAGGACUCCCCUCUCUCCUCCCUCUCUCCUCCCUUCACCUGUUAAAGGACUCCCCUCUCUCCUCCCUUCACCUGUUAAAGGACUCCCCUCUCUCCUCCCUUCACCUGUUAAAGGACUCCCCUCUCUCCUCCCUUCACCUGUUAAAGGACUCCCCUCUCUCCUCCCUUCACAUGUUAAAUGACUCCCAUGUCUCUCCCCUCUCUCCUCCCUCUCUCCUCCCUUCACCUGUUAAAUGACUCCCAUGUCUCCCCCCUCUCUCCUCCCUUCACCUGUUAAAUAACUCCCCUCUCUCCUCCCUUCACCUGUUAGAUGACUCCCAUGUCAAUCCUCCUCUCUCCUCCCUUCACCUGUUACAGAUAACAAAAAUGAUAUAGUGAGUUCACUUUCUGGUUCUCCUCAAGGCUUAAACUUUUGCCUCUCGAUCCACUCAGAUAUCCAAAUCCAAGUGGUUUUCUGUUCCUGCAGUUUGCUUGUUAUCUUAUUACAGGACUUUAUCAGCCAAUAAAAAUACAAAUAUCUUAUAACACAGUUGAUAUCCAUAUUAUAAAAGACAGCUGUAGGAUUGAUGGGUAACCUCUGAUACAGGUGAGGUGUUAGUUUGGACAGGACAGAAGACAGUGGUCUCUCCCUCUCUCUCUCUCUCUCUCUCUCUCUCUCUCUCUCUCUCUCUCUCUCUCUCUCUCUCUCUCUCUCUCUCUCUGUCUCACUCUCUGUCUCUCUCUCUCUCUCUCUCUCUCUCUCUCUGUCUCUGUCUCUGUCUCUGUCUCUGUCUCUGUCUCACUCUCUCUCUCUCUCUGUCUCUCUGUCUCUCUGUCUCUCUGUCUCUCUGUCUCUCUCACUCUCUGUCUCUCUGUCUCUCUCACUCUCUGUCUCUCUCACUCUCUGUCUCUCUCACUCUCUGUCUCUCUCUCAGUCUCUAUGUCUCUCUCUCUGUCUCUCACUCUCUGUCUCUGUCUCUGUCUCUCUCUCUGUCUCUUCAUCAAAACACAACAUCCAAUCACGUUGUCCCUGCCUGGAUACCUUUAGAUAUGAGUUAUAUAUACGCCUGCAUCCCAAAUAGCACCUUACUCCCUUUAUAGUGCACUACUUUUGAACAGAGACCUAUGAGCCAUUUGGGAAGCGGACUGUGUGUUCUCUCUCACCUGAGGUGUGUGUGUUCUGUCUCACCUGAUGGGUGUGUGUGUGUAUUCUGUCUCACAUGAGGUGUGUGUGUAUUCUGUCUCACAUGAGGUGUGUGUGUGUUCUGUCUCACCUGAGGUGUGUGUGUGUGUGUGUUCUGUCUCACCUGAGGGGUGUGUGUGUGUUCUGUCUCACCUGAGGGGUGUGUGUGUGUUCUGUCUCACCUGAGGUGUGUGUGUGUGUGUUCUGUCUCACCAGAGGGGUGUGUGUGUGUUCUGUCUCACCUGAGGUGUGUGUGUGUGUGUGUGUGUGUGUGUGUGUGUGUGUGUGUGUGUGUGUGUGUGUGUGUGUGUGUGUGUGUGUGUGUGUGUGUUCUGUCUCACCUGAGGGGUGUGUGUGUGUGUUCUGUCUCACCUGAGGGGUGUGUGUGUGUGUUCUGUCUCACCUGAGGUGUGUGUGUGUGUUCUGUCUCACCAGAGGUGUGAGUUCUGUCUCACCAGAGGUGUGUGUGUGUGUGUUCUGUCUCACCUGAGGGGUGUGUGUGUGUUCUGUCUCACCAGAGGUGUGUGUGUGUGUUCUGUCUCACCAGAGGUGUGUGCUCUGUCUCACCUGAGGUGUGUGUGUGUGUGUUCUGUCUCACCUGAGGGGUGUAUGUGUGUUCUGUCUCACCAGAGGUGUGUGUGUGUGUUCUGUCUCACCAGAGGUGUGUGUUCUGUCUCACCUGAGGGGUGUGGGUGUGUGUUCUGUCUCACCUGAGGGGUGUGUGUGUGUUCUGUCUCACCAGAGGGGUGUGUGUGUGUUCUGUCUCACCUGAGGUGUGUGUGUGUGUUCUGUCUCACCUGAGGGGUGUGUGUGUGUUCUGUCUCACCAGAGGGGUGUGUGUGUGUUCUGUCUCACCAGAGGGGUGUGUGUGUGUUCUGUCUCACCAGAGGGGUGUGUGUGUGUUCUGUCUCACCAGAGGGGUGUGUGUGUGUUCUGUCUCACCAGAGGGGUGUGUGUGUGUUCUGUCUCACCAGAGGGGUGUGUGUGUGUUCUGUCUCACCAGAGGGGUGUGUGUGUGUUCUGUCUCACCAGAGGGGUGUGUGUGUGUUCUGUCUCACCAGAGGGGUGUGUGUGUGUUCUGUCUCACCAGAGGGGUGUGUGUGUGUUCUGUCUCACCAGAGGGGUGUGUGUGUGUUCUGUCUCACCAGAGGGGUGUGUGUGUGUGUGUGUUCUGUCUCACCAGAGGGGUGUGUUCUGUCUCACCAGAGGGGUGUGUGUUCUGUCUCACCUGAGAUGUGUGUUGGUGUUCUGUCCUUUCUGUCACACCUACCUGUCCGCCAUGAUCCAUUGUGGACACCUGAACAUUCGUCUCUAUGACAAGUGUCUUUCAGAAGUCCUCUGGCUACGUUUACACAGGCAGCCCAGUUCUGAUCUUUUGCUACCUAAUUGAUAUUUUGCCAAUUAUUGGGUAAAAGAUAAGAAUUGGACUACCAGCGUAAAUGAUGUAGCGUUCGCUCCACCGCGGUAGGACGUCUCUCCUCCCCCUCUCCUCCCAUCAUUGCCUUGCCAUACCACCAAAUACAUGGACUGUCCAGAGAGAAGAUCAAGGUUUGGGAUGUUUAUGGAAGGCCUACAGGAAUCUAUAUGUGAUCCGAUAGGAUCUAAGUGGAUAUGAGGUCUGCAUGACACUAUACACUUGGGACACAUAUUGACAUAUUAACAUAUUUAUUAGUUAUCAUAUUGGUGUGUGUUGUUGUGUGUUUCAGGUGUGUCUUAGUGUGUAAGAGGUGCCCAGGUUUAGGCUAUACUGCUGUGCUAGCCAAGGGAUUUUUAGGUUGUAUAAGCAAUAUUAAAUAUGAACAGUUUUUUGUUUUUUUGGUGUGUAUUUUUGGAAGUGGAAGGGAGGAAAUGGAGAGGCGUAUUGCUUUUUAUUUCUCCUUGGUGACUGAGAGUGCACAUAUAUUGAUGGUGUAACAGCAGUAAAUUAUUUAUCCUAAA
Molecule: messenger RNA, 10219 nt
Organism: Salvelinus fontinalis (brook trout)
Lineage: Eukaryota; Metazoa; Chordata; Actinopteri; Salmoniformes; Salmonidae
Product: E3 ubiquitin-protein ligase RNF123
Exons: 39
Coding region: 240-4184 (1314 amino acids)
Cellular component (GO): cytoplasm
Molecular function (GO): ubiquitin-protein transferase activity; protein binding
Source: RefSeq, a predicted model, not a curated record